UUUGGUUCUUCUCUUCGUCUUGGCUCGUAUCUUCACCGCUGGCAAGCAAAAGCUCCCGGCUGGCGUCAAGGCUCUCCCACGACUACCAGGUGUGUAGCUAUCGAGCCAUCGUUCGUCUCGACGCCACUAACAGCCAUCGUAGGUCUUCCAUAUGCUGGUCGUUUCUGGGAUGUUCCUGGACCUGGUAUCGAUGCCGCAUGGCACUUCGGUGCUCUCCACAAGAAGAUGGGCCCGAUCUACGAGUGGAAGGUAUGUUGUCAAUCAACACUGAUUAACUCACAUCGAUUCUGAUCGAUCCAACCAGGUUAUGGGUGUCACCCACAUUUGGAUUGAGACCGACAAGAUCGCACGCGACCUUUUCAUUUCCCGUCAACGCAACUACUGCGAUCGCAACGAGCUCCCUGCCGCCAUCGGUGUCCGUGAGGGUUCCGAAAUUCUGCCGCUCAUGGGUUACGGUGAGCAAUGGCGCCGCUACAAGAACUUCAUGCACCUCAUCAUGAGACACGCCAACCCGCAAGCUUUCUACGGCUGGCCUGCGAUCGAGAACAAGAAGACCAUCCGCCGCAUCCUAGAGAACCCAGACGCCUGGUCCGAGCAUCUUCUUGUUCAUUGCGCACGCACCAUCGCUUCCAUUGCCUGGGGCGACCCACAACAUGGCAGCAAGCUCCUUACCAUCAUUCCCAUCAUCCUCAAGAACGUGUCUCCCGCCGGCCCGCUCAUCAACAAGCUUACCUUCCUCUCUAACCUGCCGGAGUCUAUCUCGCCAUGGAAGAAGGAGGAGGCAGCCCGCAAGGCCGAGAUGACCGAUGCUUUCAUGGAGCCGCUUCAGGACGCGAAGAACAGGUCGGUUCAAGGUACGCUCGCCGACAGCUGGAGCAAGCUUUGGCUCGAGAAGGAGAAGGGCACCGAGCAUCUUGACUUCUACGAGGCUGCUCACGCCAUUGGCUCCAGCUCUUUCGUCGCCAUUGCUACCGUUGGUGGCCCGCUCCACGCUUUCUUCCUCGCUAUGUGCCACUACCCGUCCUGGCAAUACAAGGUCCAGGAAGAAAUCGACCGUGUCUGCGGCGACCGCCUGCCUGAGGUUGGCGAUUUCCCGCAGCUUCCUGUACUUCGGGCAACCGCGAAAGAGGUUCUCCGAUGGAGACAAGCAACUCCCCUCGGUGUGCCGCACGUUGCCAUGGAGGAUGACGUCUACGAGGGCUACCUCAUUCCCAAGGGUGCCAUCUGCCACGCCAACCACUACCUCAUCAGCCGUGAGCCCAGCCUUUACCCACGAGGUGACGAGUUCGUCCCUGACCGAUGGCUCGACCCAUCCUGGCCUACCUACAAGGAGCCGCUUAGCGAGUUCCCUAACUUCCGCGGUGACACUGGCUUCGGCUACGGCAACCGUGGCUGCCCUGGAGUCGACCUCACCUUCACCGAGCUUGUCACUCUGAUCGGCUCUCUCUUGUGGGCAUUCGAGAUCAAGCGUCCAGAAGGCCGUGACGGCCGCAACGCGCCGAUCCCGUGGUACGAGACCGCACCGUGGGUCAUCACCAUGACGAAGCCGUUCAAGUGCGACAUCAAGGUCCGCAGCGAGGAGAAACGCCGCCAGAUCCUUACAGAGUUCCCAGCAGGCGACAACCUCGUCGUUGACAAUGAGAAGCAGAAGAAGGAUCGGUGGACGGUCGUCCGCCCGCAAGACAAACUCUUCAACUGGGACGGUCUGACCGACCAGGCGACAGACUUCAACAGGGUCUACCCUGAAGGUGCAUAAAUGACGAUUUACAUGUUUGCUUGCAUGCAGCGAUACGCAGGGCGUUGGCGGAUUCUAGGGUUGAAGCACUUGAGAACACUACAGGCAUCGCAGGGCGUUAUGGUCCGCUCUGGCGAUUGGAAAGUCUGGAAUUGAUUGGAGUCAUGAUGUGGAUGGCUGACUUCUUCCGACUUCGAACCUGUCUCUCACUCUUGUAAUUUAGCGAUUACAUCGCAUGUUCCGAUUAGAUGAUAUACUAUCGAUCAUUGUCUCAACACGG
This is a messenger RNA of Baudoinia panamericana UAMH 10762, 2015 nucleotides long. RefSeq lists its product as uncharacterized. The transcript has 2 exons. Gene Ontology annotation, molecular function: heme binding; iron ion binding; oxidoreductase activity, acting on paired donors, with incorporation or reduction of molecular oxygen. The coding region runs from base 308 to 1756 and encodes 482 amino acids. The record is from RefSeq and is a predicted model, not a curated record. NCBI's taxonomy places the organism in Eukaryota, Fungi, Ascomycota, Dothideomycetes, Mycosphaerellales, Teratosphaeriaceae.